UAAUAAUAGCAAAUACGCCGCUAGUCUACCCCAAAUGCGCAGAACCACUGCCAGUCUGCCAGUGCCAGACUGGCAAUAGAGCGGCAAAUCGUCAAACACCUGAGGUGCAAAAAAUGAAAUUGAAAUCUCUGAAGCUCAUGGCGCCAUCAUCGCUGUAAGGAACCAAGUCACCGCCGCCGAUUUCUGGAGCUCCAAUUAUCACCAUGUUCGGCACUCCAUCCUCUACGCCGGCGUUCGGCACUCCGUCCACCCCAGUGUUCGGAACUCCCUCCUCAGCGUUCGGAACUCCCUCCUCCACUCCGUUGUUCGGUGUUCCAUCAUCUUCGACUCCGGCGUUCGCCACUCCGUCCACCUCCUCGUUCGCUACUGGAUUCGGGUCUUCUCUCUUCUCCACGCCAUUUUCUGCGCAGCCUCAACAGCAACAUCAACAGCAGCAGGCGUCCCUCUUCCAGCAGCCGAGUUCUGGUUUCGGAUUCCCGACUCAGUUCCCCGCUCAGCAGCCUACGUCAUUCCCCAAUGCUCAAUUGACGACUCAGAUGGCCCCUGUGGCCCCGCUCCCUUUCUCCCUUGCUGAUCGUGAUAUUCAGGCAAUCGUGGAUGCUUAUAAGGAGGAGGCUGGGAACCCUAAAUAUGGUUUCAAGUAUUUGUUGUUCAGUGUUACGGAUCCACAGCUCAGAGUCAAGCCUGCCACAGUAUCAGAUUUUAUGUGGGCGGAGGCUAUGGGGAAGUUAGAAGGGAUGGAAAGUAGAGACCGGGAGCGUCUAUGGCCUCAACUUGCUCAAGGUUUCAAAGAUCUGUCAAACCGCCUCAAGCUUCAAGAUGAAGUCAUUGUUUCAGAUUCUGAGAGAUUGCGAACGACCCAAAGCAAUGUGAAAACGCUUCAACGGCAUAUUCAAGCAGAUACUCUUCCGUGGAUUGAUAGGCUGAGACAAAAAGAGCAAAGUCUUCAGAGGCGCCUUCUAAGGACAAUGCGGAUACUUGAAGCUUUGGAGAGCAAGGGUUGCCGAUUGCCACUAACAAAAGGGGAAGCAGAGUUGGCAGAGAAGCUAGCUUCUACAAUUAGACAGCUGAAAGGUCCUGGAGCAGAACUCGGCAGGAGGAUCCAAAGCUUACUCACUGUCUCUCGUGCGCAAGCAAAUGGAAUUGGUCCAGGAGCUUCUGCUUAUCUCCCUGGCUCAACGAAGAUUGACGACCAAAGUCUAGUCGAUAUGCAAGAAGUCUUACAACAGCAGACAGAGGCUAUCGGAAGGCUUGGGAAUGUGCUGAAGCGAGACAUCAGAGACAUCGAAAUUAUGAUGGUCGAGGACACCGAAAUGGGCGAUGGUUAAGCGGAGACCAUGACCGAGGGAGAUGAAGAUGGCAAUACGAUUAUUCUUGACUCUUUGUUGCGGCUACUUUACCUGUUGGCUCUAACCAAGAGAUAUGGUUUGGCAGAGGUUUGCAGGUAACAUAUUCCUUUUAUGUUGUUCAAAAACCUUCUUUGGUAUGAAAUAUUCUAAAAGAACUAUGACACCAUUGUUAUUUGGCACCGGAUUUGGCUAAAAAUCGACCUCAUCGUAGCUACAUAUGUGAAGUGUGAUGGUAUCAAAAGAAAGCCAUAGGGUUAGCAUCCCAAAGAACUCAGAUGCUUCCAGUCCAACUCUUUUACAAUGGUUGACAUUUUGUGUCUCUUUCACAUUGGUUAUUUAGAAUGACCGGAGUCUGAUUUUUACUCAUUCAUUAUGCUGUUGAUCUGGGCUGACGCCUGACGGCUAUAGAGUUUUCGCAUAGAGUUUACCUUAUCAAAUAAAUGAGAAUGUGCAUUUUGGACGAAUGCUCGAAAUACUUCCCAUAUGGCGAAUCGUAUUCGAGUCCGAUACGCAUUUCAUCUUGUGCAGCCUUCACUUGCAGCAACAUGCCAACUUUGCACUUCCUGCUUCAUCUUCAUAAGCUGCAGCCUGCAAGAAGUCUGGCAGGUCUGGUUAUGGACUCUGACAACCUGAAAACAGUAUCUUUGCACACUUUUUGGACUCGAUCAAGCAGAACAAUAUCUAGCGUAUCAUUUUUUUUUAUCAGACAUCUAGCAUAUCAUUGGUUGGAACUUUAAAAUCAAAAAUAAUUUCUUACGGAAAAAUAUAUAUGAAAAAAUAGAGAACCAUGUUCAUAAAAAAAUAUGUUUUACCAUCUUUACCUUAUAAAUCAUCCUCUCAAUCCAAUCACUUUAAAGAGUAUAAUGCAAAUUAGAGUUAGCUAGCUAGCGUUGGGAGAUACCCUAGAGCCUAGUUAUCAAAUUAAUUUUUAUCAAAUUUGGUGCACCCAAAAUGGUUGUUAUGUUGGUCGGUUGAACCUAGUUAUCGAGUUAAUUUUUAUCAAAUUUGGUGAUACUAAAAUGUUGUCAUGCCAACCAGGUUCAAUCGAUGUUGGUCAUAAAACUGGCAGAACACUACUGAUAUGAUCGGCAUGAUUGACUUAUGAAUUCUAAACAAAAUGACGUCGAAUUUAAUUAAAAAAAUUAUUGAUUUUAUUAAUUUAAAAGUUAACGUUGAUAAUAUUUGUUGGAUUGUAAGUAAUUAUCCUAAAUAUAUUUAAUAUAUGAUUAAAUUCAUU
Molecule: messenger RNA, 2586 nt
Organism: Linum trigynum
Lineage: Eukaryota; Viridiplantae; Streptophyta; Magnoliopsida; Malpighiales; Linaceae
Source: the annotation of a GenBank genome assembly